Messenger RNA from Dunckerocampus dactyliophorus (ringed pipefish), 1343 nucleotides. It is a transcript of the gene gsx1, whose product is annotated as GS homeobox 1. The transcript has 2 exons. Gene Ontology annotation, molecular function: sequence-specific double-stranded DNA binding; DNA-binding transcription factor activity, RNA polymerase II-specific. The record is from RefSeq and is a predicted model, not a curated record. Bases 256 to 993 code for a protein of 245 amino acids. Gene Ontology annotation, cellular component: nucleus. NCBI's taxonomy places the organism in Eukaryota, Metazoa, Chordata, Actinopteri, Syngnathiformes, Syngnathidae. Gene Ontology annotation, biological process: regulation of DNA-templated transcription.
UUAGUUAACAAGUGAAAUAAUGGGGAAGCGUGCAGUGGGAAUGCCGAGAGAAAAGCACAAAACCCUAUUGAGGGCUCUUGGCCGCUUGCAGCGUAACCGUCACAUGGCCGCAGCACUCGCGGGGCCUAUUUAAGGAGCCUCCGGCGCGCCUUCAGCACCACUUCGCUGUCCACGCAGCCACGGGAGAGCAGGCGCGCACAUCCCCAAGCAACAGGCUCCAAGCUUCACCCACGACUUGCGUGCUCGUCCGCAACCAUGCCGAGGUCUUUUCUAGUGGAUUCGUUGAUUUUAAGGGAAGCCAACGACAAGGGGAGCGAGAACAGCCCGCCUCUAUUCCCCUACGCUGUGCACUCUGCCGGCCACCACCCGCACGGGCUGCCGGGCUCCUGUCACUCCAGGAAGGCCGGGCUGCUCUGCUUCUGCCCGCUGUGCAUGGCCGCCUCCCAGCUCCAUCCAUCUCCACCGGCACUCCCGCUCCUCAAAGCCUCCUUCCCGGCAUUUUCCUCACAGUACUGCCACACGGCCCUCUCCAGGCAACACUCCUCAUCCAACAGCAUCAACCUCGGCCACGGAGCCGCCAUGUACCAGGCCGCCUACACGGUCCCGGACCCACGUCAGUACCACUGCAUCUCUAUCGAAAGCAGCAACAGCAAACUUCAGAGCAGCAAACGUAUGCGCACAGCCUUCACCAGCACGCAACUUCUGGAGCUGGAGCGGGAGUUCACCUCCAACAUGUACCUGUCCAGGCUCAGGCGCAUCGAGAUCGCCACCUACCUCAACCUGUCCGAGAAGCAGGUCAAAAUCUGGUUCCAGAACCGACGGGUGAAGCACAAAAAGGAGGGCAAGAGCGGCUCAGGCGGCCCAAGGACUGGCACGCACGGCUGCAAAUGCUCGUCAGCAGCCAGAUGCUCGGAGGAAGAGGAGGAUGACAUGCCGGUGUCCCCUUCAUCGUCCUCCGAGAAGGAUGAUGUGGACUUGUCCGUCUCCCCUUAAAACUCCCUUCUGGAGGAUUUAAAAAAAAUACAAGCCAAAAAGACUGUUACACUUGUGUACAUACAAAGAGAAUAUUUAAUCAGGCUAUUGUCCUGAAUUAUUGUAUAGAUCAGUAUACAUGUUGUACGUUUUGUAUGUAGUUUUUUUCUGAAAACAGUCGAUUUGUUGUGUAUUUGGAAACCCAAAUGAAAACAAGAACACUGAGUAAUAGCAUUCAGUAUUUGGGUGUAUUACGGGAUGCAAGAUGGGGACACAUUUCCCUAUGAGCCCACCCUUCAAAUGUUAUAUUCAGUGUUACUGCAAGAAUAUUUAUUUAUUUAAAAAUGUUGAAAUAAAAACAUAUUUCUGAA